This is a messenger RNA of Scedosporium apiospermum, 2145 nucleotides long. RefSeq names its product Protein sly1. Gene Ontology annotation, molecular function: syntaxin binding. The record is from RefSeq and is a predicted model, not a curated record. Bases 1 to 2145 code for a protein of 714 amino acids. Gene Ontology annotation, cellular component: cytosol; Golgi membrane. The transcript is spliced from 5 exons. Gene Ontology annotation, biological process: endoplasmic reticulum to Golgi vesicle-mediated transport; intracellular protein transport. Lineage: Eukaryota; Fungi; Ascomycota; Sordariomycetes; Microascales; Microascaceae.
AUGGCGACCAAGGAGAAUAGCUUAAGGGACAAGCAAGUUGCCUCUAUUAAGCGGAUCCUCAACCUAAACCAUGACCUCGAGACAAACGACUCGGAGGAUGCGAAUGCCAACGGCGGCGUCCGCGCCACUUCAGCCCAGAUACUGACCACCGAAGGCGAACCGAUCUGGAAGGUCCUUGUCUUUGAUGACCUCGGCCGCGAUGUCAUUAGCAGUGUGCUCAGGGUCAGCGACUUACGCUCUAUGGGAGUCACUAUGCACAUGCACAUCGGAGCAUCGCGACACCCCAUUCCCGAAGUUCCAGUAAUAUAUCUCGUCGAACCUACUUCGAAGAACCUACAGUUGAUUACAGGCGAUCUCCAGAAGGGACUCUACUCUCCCGCGCAUAUCAACUUCCUCUCCUCCUUACCCCGAGUCCUUCUUGAAGAGUUCGCUGCGGAAACUGCAGCUGCCGGAACGUCCGAACAUAUCGCGCAGCUCUUCGACCAAUAUCUUAACUUUAUCGUUGCGGAACCGAAUCUCUUCAGUCUCGGGCUGCAGAAGGAGCACACGUACUGGGCUUUGAAUAGCGCAAAGACGAGUGAUGCGGAGCUUGAGCGGGUGGUCGACAGGAUUGUAAGCGGCUUGUUUAGCGUUGUCGUAACACUUGGCGUCAUUCCCAUUAUCCGAUGUCCCAAGGGUGCUGCUGCUGAGAUGAUUGCGACGCGACUUGACCGCAAACUCCGAGACCAUAUCCUCAACUCCAAAGAUAACCUCUUCUCACCAGGCGCUCGACCUACUUCCUCGGCCAGCGGCACACCCACAUCUCGUCCUGUUCUCAUCAUUCUCGACCGAAACGUUGACCUAAUCCCGAUGCUCUCACAUUCGUGGACAUACCAGUCCCUUGUCCACGAUGUGCUUAACAUGAAACUCAACCGCAUUACUAUUGAAACCCCUAUAGACGAGAAUAAUCCCAGCAAGGGCACUUCCAAGAAGAGCUAUGAUCUCACGGCGAAUGAUUUCUUCUGGGCAAAGAAUGCGGCUCUCCCCUUCCCCCAGGUUGCUGAGGAUAUUGACGCCGAACUCACACGGUACAAGGAGGAAACAGCAGCGAUUACCAAGAGGACCGGUGUCGCCGACCUGGAGGACUUGCAGAAUGAUACCAGUGCGAGCGCCCAGCACCUCAAGGCAGCCAUAACGUUGCUGCCAGAGAUGAGGGAACGGAAAAGUAUCCUUGACAUGCACAUGAAUAUCCUCGCGGCCCUACUUACCGGAAUAAAAGACCGACAACUCGACAGCUUCUUCGAGAUCGAGGAGAAUGUCAUGAAGCAUACCAAGGCACAGAUACUCGAGAUUAUCAAGGACAAGACGAAAGGCAACCUCCCAAUUGACAAGCUCCGGCUAUUUGUGAUUUGGUUCUUAAGCACCGAACUCGACGUCAGCCGUUCCGAAUGGGAAGAGUUUACACAGGCCUUUAGCGAGUUGGGCGUUGACGUGGAAUCGCUGGCUUAUAUCCGACAAGUCCGCGCCACAACAAAGAUGACCCAAUUAACAACCAUCAACAGCACCUCGGCGGCCCAACAGUCAUCCUCCACCGACCUCUUCCAGCGUUUCUCCUCCAUCUCUAAUCGGCUUACCGAUCGACUCAAGGAAACUGGUGUUCCGACCGGUCUGUCCUCCAACUUCGAAUCCCUCAUCGGCGGCAUCAAGAACUUCCUCCCCGCGAAUCGCGACCUCACCAUUACCAAGAUUGUUGAGAGCAUAAUGGAUCCCUCCACAGCAUCUAGUUCGGCCAUCGCCAAGACGGAGAAUUACCUCUACUUCGAUCCUCGGUCCGCCAAUGCCCGCGGCACCAUGCCUCCGCCAAGCGCGAUCCGCUCCGGCGGCGCCAACCCCCCCGGCUCCAUGCCCGGCGCAACCGGCCUCGGUGCUCACGGAGCCGGCACUGGCGCGAGUUUCGGCCAAAGGAGGCAGGGCUUCACCGAUGCCGUCGUGUUUACCGUCGGCGGUGGGAGCAUGGAUGAGUAUGGCAACCUACAGGAGUGGGUGGCGAGGACAGGCGGCGACCGCGCGAAGAAGCGAGUCGUCUAUGGAAGCACGGAGCUAUUGAACGCCAGGGAGUUUAUCAAGGAGGAGCUUGAGAAGUUAGGAAAGGAAAUUAGCAGCUAA